This is a messenger RNA of Notodromas monacha, 1062 nucleotides long. The record is from the annotation of a GenBank genome assembly. NCBI's taxonomy places the organism in Eukaryota, Metazoa, Arthropoda, Ostracoda, Podocopida, Cyprididae.
AUGGCUACAGCGCGUGCUCAAAAGAAAGUGUCCGCUGCUCCAGUAGUUGAAGAGACGUCUCAAGUGGAAACGCAAGAGGAAACACAGGACGGUGCCCCGCCCGGAAUCCGUGUCAUUACAAUGCUCCAAGAACGCGGCAUCGCAGCGAGUGACGUCAAGAAGCUGCAAGAGGCAGGCUUCCAUACUAUCGACUCGCUUCUUUACGCCCCACGAAAGUCUCUUCUAGCAGUGCGUGGUAUCAGUGAGCAGAAAGCGGAUAAAAUUCUCACAGAAGCUGGAAAAUUCAUGUACAUUGGCUUCACCCUCGCGACGGAAAUUCAUCUGAAACGAUCAGAUUUAAUAUCCUUGACAACUGGAUCUAAGGAACUGGACAAACUACUUAACGGAGGAGUAGAAACUGGUGCUAUCACGGAACUUUUUGGAGAGUUUCGCACCGGAAAAUCGCAACUGUGCCACACCCUAGCUGUGACAUGCCAACUGCCUGUAGAUCAAGGAGGCGCCGAAGGGAAAUGCUUAUUUAUUGACACGGAGGGUACUUUCCGACCGGAAAGGUUGCUCACCAUUGCUGAACGUUUCUCUCUGAACAAAGAAGACGUUCUGAACAAUGUCGGCUAUGCUCGUGCCUACAACACGGACCACCAGUCACAGCUCUUGAUCCAAGCUGCGGCGAUGAUGGCUGAAUCUCGCUACGCUUUGAUCGUUGUCGACAGUGCCACUGCGUUGUACCGCACGGACUACAGUGGUCGUGGGGAGCUGUCUGCGAGGCAGAUGCACUUGGCAAGGUUCUUAAGAAUGCUGCACAGACUCGCAGAUGAAUUCGGCGUAGCGGUUGUUAUUACGAAUCAAGUCGUUGCGCAAGUUGACGGGAUGAAUACUUUCUGUCCGGAUCCGAAGAAACCCAUUGGCGGGAACAUCAUUGCCCACGCAUCCACAACUCGGCUCUACUUCCGAAAGGGAAAAGGCGAAACCCGACUUUGCAAAGUUUACGAUUCUCCGUGUCUUCCGGAGUCGGAAGCAAUGUUUGCCAUCACAGCGGGUGGAGUUGAUGACGCAAAGGAAUGA